Molecule: messenger RNA, 2583 nt
Organism: Physcomitrium patens
Lineage: Eukaryota; Viridiplantae; Streptophyta; Bryopsida; Funariales; Funariaceae
Source: RefSeq, a predicted model, not a curated record
GGUCAAGAACACGGUUCCCGCUGCAACGGGUUUUUGCUGAUCUGCAGAACAUCACACGCCUUGAGAGUUGAUCGAUCCCGGUUACGGUGCCUGCCAAUCCUACCUGUCAGCGAUGGUUGCUUCACUUCUCCGUUUGGGUCAUGUGUUCGGAUCGCGGAGUUGAGAGAGGUGGGAGAGAGAUCUAGUCCAGCUACCCGAAUGCGAGCGAGCAAAGUUUCUCAGUGUCUGAAAGGGUAUGCCUUGGUGUAGUUGCAAGCUUCGUGUGAGCCUCAUGUUAGGGUUUUUUUAAUUUUUUGCGGCGAUGUGGAGAUUGUUUUUGUGAUACUGGAUUGGAUCUGGUAGCGUGGAUUUCGAGUAACAUUUGGGAAGUGCGUCUCCGGGAUCUCUUGGUUUGGUGGUGGAUUGAGCUGGAGUGAGUGUUCGCAUUAUCUUUGUUGGCGUCGAGUCUCCGUUGAAUUGAAUUUCUCCUUUAUUUGCGGAUUUUGCAGGAAGAUGAAUUGAAGUUCCGUAUUGGUGAAUGUCUAUGAAGAUUUGAACAUUUUCGGAUUUGUAUAUUAUGAUAUAUGGCCUUCGUAGAGAUUUUUCAUCAGAAAUCGUGAAUGCAAAGUGGGUCACAUUUUGAAAAUUGCCUGCGGAGGGAUUAGGUCGAAGAGGCCGGUGGUACAUUGAAUUCUAACAAGAUUGGAGAGACCAGAGUUUUACAUAGUGCGGCUCAAGCCAUGCAGAGUUUUUCAACUCUUGAGCAGUCCCAUCGCCGGCUUUCCGAUGGAUUCUACUGUUGACGGGGUUUACAAUUAGGUUGUAGCGGAUCAAGAUGCUUCUCUGAUUAUGUUAUCAAGGCAACCAUUGGAAUGGAGGGGCGGGUUUCUAUCGGAGUUUUGGUUUUAUUUAACCAGAGUUUGUAUAGUUCGAUUUUACAUGAGAAGUGAAUAGAAGUUAUGCUUACUAUCGUAUAAUAGGAAAAUCCGUAUAGAAACAAAAGAUUAUUUACAGUUGGAUACAAGGCUCUCUUUGUGAAGCAAGGAAGUUCUGAAAUUGCCACUAGGAAAGAAAGUUUUAUGUGUCGAUGCGGAAGGUGUAGACAGAUUGCAUAAUGUAGUGUUGAUUCUGGCGAAUUCCGCUCACUUGUGGGUUCAGCUAGCUGGAAAACGCACGCCACUAGCGCUGGACAGUAAAAAUGGCUACAAACUUGUGGCGAUCGGUUGUAUGUGUCCUUGCAGUGCUACUUACCCUUCUCGCCAUCGCACAGUUGCCACAUGUUUCUCAUUUUGUUGAAAAGAUUUUGAACAAAUUCUUGAUUUGGGUGUCGAAGGAUGUUGGACCUUGGGGCCCGAUCAUCUUGUGCUUUUUCUAGAGCAUUGGCGUACAUUCCAUGCACAGUUUUGGCUAUUCCGGCAUCAAUCCUUACGCUAGGUGGAGGUUACCUGUUUGGCUUGAUGCUAGGUUUUUUGACGGAUUCUGUUGGAUCUACUAUGGGUGCUACUGCUGCCUUUUGGGUUGGAAGAACGAUUGGAAGAUCGUAUGUGACAUCCAAACUUAAGGACUACCCACAAUUUCAAGCCAUUGCGGUUGCUGUUCGCAAAUCCGGUUUUAAGAUCGUGUUAUUGUUGCGGCUUGUGCCGCUGCUACCCUUCAAUGUCUUGAAUUACCUCCUGUCGGUCACACCCAUUGGCAUUACCACCUACAUCAUAGCUUCGUGGAUUGGCAUGAUGCCUAGCACAUUGGCAUUCGUGUACGUGGGUACAACAAUCAAAGACAUUGCUGACAUAACUCAUGGUGAAUCACAUUUCACCAAAACUCGCAUUAUAAUGCUAGCAGUUGGCCUCGCAACCACAGUUGUGGUUGGGAUUUUGAUCACCCGCAUUGCAAAGGAUGCACUGCGUAAUGCAAUUGAUGAAAAUGGAGGUGACGAUGAAUCAUUGACCGCAGCUGCAGAAGCUGUUGGUGUCACUGACAAUCUGUCGGAUGUUCGACAGCCAUUGAUCAUCAAAGUUGACUCUCUGAGCAAUGGCAUAGAUGUUCAGCCUGCUGCUAUGCGCAAGUCAAUUGACACUGCUCUGUAGCUUUUUUCUUUCCAAAUUUAUCUAGAAUUUUACAUGUAUUUUUGACUUAAUCGUGCAUAUAUUUUAUAUGUAGAGGUGUAACAUGUUUACAGUUAUUAGUGACAGUGAUAGAGGUAAAAUUGCCGUGGCCCUUCCUACUUCGGUUAGCAUUACAGGUUCAUAUUUGAUUCGAAUUCGAGACAUUUGUUUAAAAAGUUGCUGAUGUCUUGGUGAAACAUAAGCUGUACCUUUGAUUAUAGUACAGCUACUAUACCACGUCGUUCAAACCUAGAUAUUUUCUGCAGACCUAUUGAAUUUCCCUCUGUUUAGAUACCCUGUUACCUGAGAGGUGCAUCCACUAAUGAGGUGUUUUUGUGAGAUAGGCUGUCUGUGAAGAGCACAAGAAAUACGCUUUUCCUUCUUAAGUUUUUUUUUUCAACUACUAAACCAGUUCAAAGUUUUAGUUUGAGGUGGAUGAGCUUGGAACAACUCAAUUGGAAUUCGGAGACGUGGUUGCCACAUUUAUGCUGUGCCAUCUCAA